Neodiprion virginianus is the source of this 1697-nucleotide messenger RNA. Its product is annotated as WD repeat-containing protein 74. The record is from RefSeq and is a predicted model, not a curated record. Lineage: Eukaryota; Metazoa; Arthropoda; Insecta; Hymenoptera; Diprionidae. Bases 418 to 1587 code for a protein of 389 amino acids. Gene Ontology annotation, cellular component: nucleolus; preribosome, large subunit precursor. Gene Ontology annotation, biological process: ribosomal large subunit biogenesis. Gene Ontology annotation, molecular function: protein binding. The transcript has 8 exons.
GUCAUGCGGACGCAUGCUAGCUUUUGGUAUGGUCGUGUGAAAGAGUGGUUGCUCGGCAAUAAAAUCAUUGCAAUGGCUAUUCACGCGGCUUCUAUUAUGCUAUUGUUAAAGGUAUUAUGUACAUAUUGUAUUCUGUUCAUAUCGGAAACAUAAGAGGUAUGAACUAUGCUGCCGGUGUAUAUUAACCUGGGAAGAUUUCGAAAUGUAGAAAAUGUGACACCGUUCGUGGACAGCGAAUUCGAGUGUUACCAGUCUUGACUGACUCGCGUACAGCCGUGGACCCGCUUGUGUAGUUAUUUUGGCAUGGAAAUAUUUGUCUAGUUUCAUCGCACAGGGCUGAAAGUUAAUGAAAGGACAUGUAUUGCAAAGAACAUACAAAGUCUUAUAGCCAUAACAGAUGAUCAAGAAAUUACGACAAUGGCUUGGGGCGAUCAAGAAGAAAAAGAAAUUUUAAUUGGGUCCGGAUCAAAAGGAAUUCCAAGUGUUAAAAUAUAUGAUACCGAAUACUCAGCAUUUACAAGUUCAUUUAAUUGCGAUGGCGGAAAAGGAAAGAUCAAAGGAAUUUCCAGGUUCAAUGAGGCGCAUGAUUUUAUUUUUAGCGCUGUAAUAACAGCAGUUGAAACGGGUCAUGUGAAGUUAUGGAGAUACAACGAGAGUGAACAAAUAUCGAUAAAUGCUGGUGAAAAUUUGCAGAGAAUGAGGCAUUCGAUCGUGAAUAAAAAUAUAAUCGCCACCGGAGGUCGUGAAAAUCCUUUGAAGUUGUUUGACCUGGAGAAGCAGGAAAAAGUGUUUAUUGAAAAAAAUGUUCCACCUGACAUAUGCCAGUUGCGAAUGCCCGUUUGGGUCUCUGAUCUAAUUUUUUUGCCGAACACCAGUUCAGUUGUUACAGCAAGUAAAUAUGGCCAUGUUCGUUUAUACGAUCCCAGGUCCACACAGCGAAGGCCAUUAAUAAAUCUUGAGAUCAAAGAUGAGGCUUUGACAACUAUUGCAGCUGCUCAUAAGGAAAAGCACGUAGUUGUCGGAUCUGGGAAAGGAAGAAUGAAUUUAAUCGAUCUGCGCAAUCCUGGAAAAAUUUUGAAUACGUACAAAGGUUUUACCGGCGGAGUAACAGAUUUAGCUUGCAGUCAGUUACAUCCGUUAAUAACGAGUGUUAGCCUGGACAGGCACCUAAGGAUUCACCAUUUAGAAACAAAACAACUGUUGAAAGAGGUUUAUUUGGUAUUCUCACUGAAUGCAGUGUUAUUGCGAUCAAACUUUUCAUUGGAAGCCAACAGCCCGUUAUUGGAAGACAAUGUCGAAAACACCAGGCCCAUAAGUUGUUCAACUGAUCGGUCAACCGUGACAAGUACUGCGACAGAAAAUUGUGUCGGGCUACAUUCAGAUUACGAUGUUGAAUAUGACGAGAUGUUUAACCAGAUGCCAGUCAUCGACAACGCAAGUGAUGCAAAUGUUACCCAAAAUAAGAGACACUACCCAUAUAAAGAGGAAGCAACCGUCAUAGAUGAUACUUUGGAGUAUGACAGUGGUGGAAAUAACAAAAAAUCACGUGCAAUGAAAAAAAACAGAAGAAAGUCGAAAGUUCGCUGAGGAGGGAGAUUACCUUGCGGUUAUUUUUUUAUCAUUAAAUGACACACCAUUGUUCUGUAUAAUUGUAUGAUUGAAUAACCCAGUGUUCGUAAAAUAUGGAUUUAAAACCA